Messenger RNA from Clonostachys solani, 1857 nucleotides. Lineage: Eukaryota; Fungi; Ascomycota; Sordariomycetes; Hypocreales; Bionectriaceae. The record is from the annotation of a GenBank genome assembly.
AUGCUCAGGAGACAGCCUUCGCCCUCCCGUGUCCCCACGAUUCAUCUUCCCUUCCACCAUCGGUGCGGUGCCUGUGGAAGGUCGUUCGCGUCUGAUGGGAGCAUGACCGCUGUGGCCAGACGUGACAAUGCUUUCACAAAAUAUCAAAUAUUGGGAAUCUUUGCCCCAUUUUACCUGCCAAAUGGCGCCUUAGAACUGGACAAACUCUAUUACCCCUGUGACGUCGAGGGCUGUGGACGUUGUGCUGAUGCUCCCAUGGCCAUAGCAUGCCAUCACGACUGCCUCAACCUUUUUUUCGAUGAAAUAAAGGGCCAAGACCGUUUCAUGAAGCUAUGGAUUGCAAGUACUUGGAAAGAUCCUUGUUACCGCUGCCCACCGCUGCUCUUGCCUCCAUCAGAUAACCCUGAGGCCUGCAUAGACGCGGCUGGGUUUGUGUGCAGACGCCCUUCUCUUGUAAAGCUUCCCCCAAGUGUGCAACGCAUGAUUCUUGACCUCUGCGGCGACGACGUUUUUCUUUGGCGCUACACGACCGUCUGCGAGCUUGCACGCCAGAUAAACUGGGCCCCAUCCUUUGCUGGGACCCUUCCUCUUGGUGAAAUACACGGCUGGUCUCGAACACAGGAGCCAACAGUGUUACAGAGCCUGAAUGAUGGUCAGCCAUUGGAAGCACACACCAACAGCGCACAACUACGAGCAGCAAAGAGCAGCAACGAGCAAUACAUUCUACUUGUCAUUGAUUCUCAAGGGCUCAGGGACAUCGUCCGGCUUCAUGAACUAGUUGACCGUCGCCGCUCCCGCUCAGAAAAACUGCGUUACAUCAGUGGGCCUGUUGAGAGCUUCUCCGGAUUUUCUGUUGAUUUCAUGUAUGGUCUAGCUCGUUUGGUGGUCCCGUCUGGGCGAAAGGUUCAGGUCUGGCAUUCCCAAGUUCCUCCAAAUAACGAAAUGAUGAUUGAUUCCGUUGGACCACCACCGGACCUCGCACCGCGCACAAGCCUCUUCUCAGCAAGCCGCUUCAUAUCAAUAGACUUGAGCAAAUGUGAGGGGCUUACGGUUUUCAGUUCCCCUCAUGGUGUGGUUGCCAUAUACGCGCACACAACUGAAAAAUCCUUUGCUCUGAAGGCCUACGAGGAAAUAUUUCCUCUCCAGCUCAGGCAUUCGGCCAUUUGGUCUUAUGUUCCUCUCAGACCGACUGACGAGGUCCUUUCGCUAGGCCUUCGGUUUCAAUGCAGCCAGGGAAGGCGCUGGCUUCCUAGCCUUAUCAUCCGUCUGAAAUCGGGGCAACAUACCAUCGGGCCAUGGUAUAACCCAGAAGAUGGACCAGCGGAAGAUUACACGUUCCCAGUCAGAGGGAGGCCUACUCUUGUCUACGAAGCACCAACGCACUAUUCGAUUCCUAGUCUUACCGUGUGGCCUCAGACAGCAUUCUGCAAAGAAGAAGUUCAGACGCUCGAAGCAAGGCUGCCUCCGCUCCGGGAUCCCCAUUUUUCCAUGGCUCCUCUGGAAAACAUUCACACAGUCAAGGUGUAUUCCGAUGGAGCCCCCGGGUUCUGCAGAGGGAUGAUCAUCACAUACUAUGACUCGACGAUCAGAGUUGUGGGUGAAUGUCGUUGGGCUCUGAAAGAAGUGAUGUUGUAUAAGAACCCAUCAAAGCUAUUUUACUAUCAGAGAGAAUAUAGUGGCCAUCGCGCAUCGUCGGAUGCUCCACGGAUGGAAGCGGCGGACGUGGUUUUUGACGCUGAUGAGAUCGUUGCACCCGCUUCUUGCCACGGGGAGGGUUGGCGUUCUUGUGAGCUGAGCGGGAAUCUUCACUUUUGGUUCAACGCCCGUGAGUCUCAUUUGACCGUCCAUCAAGCGUGA